AUGCGUAGUGAUGAGGGGACUCGAACUUCGGGGCUCUGCGCACGCGAAGCCUCUCCUGAGUCGAUGCGCCUGCGCCGAGUGGAGGCGGUGAGGCUGGGGCGAGUUCGUCCCCGCUGGUUCUCGCUGGGCUGCACCAUCCAGUCGCACACCAAGGGCAUCUGGAUGUGGUGCCUGCCCCACCCCCACCCCCACCCCCGCCGGGCUGGCCACACCCUGGUGCUGCUGGACACUGAGGGGCUGGGCGACGCGACGUGGAGAAGUGAAAUUGUGACCCUCAGUGCAGGGUGUGCACCAUGGCCCCCUCUAGUGGCCGCUCCGCAUGGGAGUGGGACCCCCCUGCAGGGGGCACCACAUCUCCGGUUCCUUAGCCCGGCCCCCAGCUACGUGACGGAGCUGACGGUGCGCAUCAAGGUGAAGGCGGCAGGCGAGGGCGGCCGGCAGGAGGGGGAGGAUUCGGCCGAGUUCGUGCGGUUCUUCCCGGCCUUCGUGUGGGCCGUGCGGGAUUUCACGCUGCAGCUGCAGCUGGACGGGCGGGAGAUCACCGAGGACGAAUACCUGGAGAAUGCCCUGAAACUAAAGCCAGGCAACAGCCAGCGAGCCCAGCUCUACAACCUGCCCCGCGAGUGCAUCCGCCAGUUCUUCCCGGCCCGGAAAUGCUUCGUCUUCAUCCAGCCGGCCAGCAGGAGGGACCUGGCCCGGCUGGAGGAGCUGCAGGAGGCCGAGCUGGAGCCCGAGUUCCGGGAGCAGGUGGCCCGGUUCUGCCACCACGUCUGGGAGAUGUCAAAGCCCAGGACCAUCCCAAGCGGCCACGUGGUGACCAGGGCCAUGCUGGGGAACCUGGCGGUGACCUACGUGGAUGCCAUCCGCAGCGGGGCGGUGCCCUGCAUGGAGAGCGCGGUGCUGGCCCUGGCGCAGAUCGAGUACUCAGCAGCGGUGGGGGAGGCCGUGGCUGCAUACGAGGAGCAGCUGGGGUGGCAGGCGGCGCUGCCCACGGAGAGCGUGCAGGAGCUGCUGGAGCUGCAUGCCCAGUGCGAGCGGGAGGCACUGCGGGCGUUCAUGGCGUGCGCCUUCAAGGACGACGACCGCCGCUUCCAAGGGGAGCUCAUGCGCCGCCUGGAGGAGCAGAAGCAGGAACUCUGCCGGUGCAAUGAGCUGGUGUCAUUGGACCGCUGCACGGCCACCCUGCUGGAGCUGUCGGACAAGCUGGAGGACCAGAUUGAGGGGGUCUACUUGGUGCCCGGGGGCUACCAGCGCUUCCUGGACGACCAGUGGCAUGUGGUGGAGAGAUACUGGCAGGUGCCAGAGAAGGGGCCCCAGGCCAAGGAGGUGCUGCAGGAGUUCCUCCAGACCCAGGAGGCUGUGGCCCAGUCCAUCCUGCAGACGGACGAGGCCCUGAUGGAGAAGGAGAAGGAGAUGGGGGGACAUUGCACUGCUGGGGCAGGGGAGAGGGCCGAGGCAGCCGAGCGGGAGCAGCAGGUCCUGAAGCAGAAGGAGGCUGAGCUGCGGCAGAAGCUGGAGGACCAGCAACGCAGCUACCAGGAGAACCUGCGGCAGCUGGAGACGAAGCUGGAGGACGAGAGGAAGAAGUUGCUGGAGGAGCAGGGCAAGAUGCUGGAUCAGAAACUCAAGGAGCAGGAGGCCCUGCUGAGGGAAGGGUUCCAGGAGGAGGCCAGACGCUUGGAUAACAAGAUCUGGCGCCUGCAGGAGCAGAGCGAGGAGAUCCAGGAGCCGUCGUGGAUCCAAUCGGCGCUGGAAGUUCUGGCCGACGUGGCCCCCUUCGUGCUACCUGGCUUGGCUGGCAAGGCCGCCAGAGUCGUCAGCAGCUUCUUCCGGCGGAUGUUCUGAGGGCGUCCCGCUCACCUCUGUACCCCAGCGCCCAGUUCACCCGUGGAACCCCCCACCACAGGACGCUCCGCCGGUGAGCAGCUUUGGAACGUCCAGCAGAGCAUUGGGUGGUUCUGACUGCAAGGCCGGGGGCUCCCAACCCCCAUGCUUCGUGGCCUGGGGUGGCCUCACCGCUGGCAGGGUCAGGGAGGAAUAUCUCACCCCACAGGGCCCUGCAGGGAGGGUCACUGUGGGAGACGUGUUACCUCAAGAUUCAGAGGACUUGUUGGAGAGGGAUAUCGGGAUGAGUGCGGCUCUUAGCCUGAUCUGUGGGGCAGGACCCACAGACAGCCACACCUGGAGCUGAGGCAGCGUUCUGCCCUGGGUACCUCCCCAGCCCCGGGCCGAGGGAGGGAGCUGGUGUGGGUGCAGGAUGCCUCUCUGCCUUUAAACUCUGCAA
Messenger RNA from Chelonoidis abingdonii (Abingdon island giant tortoise), 2284 nucleotides. NCBI's taxonomy places the organism in Eukaryota, Metazoa, Chordata, Testudines, Testudinidae. The record is from RefSeq and is a predicted model, not a curated record.